UAAUCUAUGUUAGAAGAAAGCUAACACCUUUGUUCUGGUUAAUUCCUGCAUGAGGUGGUUGAUGUUUUUGGAUGUGAAAACUCUACUGUUUAAUGUCCACCGGCAGCUCCCGCUCCACUCAAAUACACAGGGAAUCCCUCAAGUUGUGUGAAGAACACCCCAGUAUCUUGGAGAAUGGUCUUCAAUAAAUGGUUAGGGGAGCUGACUGACUUCAAAGGAGCUGACAUGCAGUAUUUAUUUAGUGGAAGAAAUGUGUGUAUUGCAGGUCCCUGGUGGGCACAGAUUUGGAGUGAGGAGCACUGGGAAGAGGAGCCCUGGAAGCAUGAGGAACAGUAAUGCAAAAGGACCAUGUAUGUGCUAUCAAGAUGGCAGGCAUCCUGUGUUUAAGACAAGAAACAAGUCUCCACUGCGUAUAUUUAUGUCUACACAAUGAAAUAUUUAGUAGCAGAACUCCUGGAAAGCAGUGAUGUGUGCUCUAAGAUGAUUUGCUUAUAUGAGCUACAUGGUCUACUUUUCAGUAAUAUUUAUAAUCAGCCAUAUUCAUAGGAAUACCCUGAAAGAUGAAAUUAUUCUGAGAAAGUGAAGAUAUUCUACAUUUGGGGGCACAAAUGAGCAUUUGGAUCAAUUUUCUAUUAACCUAAGAUGAUAUUAACAUGAUGAAGCAGCCAGAAUAGUUAUGGUCAGUCAUGGAGAAUAACCUGGAAACUAGUCCCAAAGGGGAUAGUGAUUUUAUUUCUGAUAAAAUACAUUUUAAAAUUGAAGAUGAUGAUGAACCAAUUCCUACUCAUAGUUUGGAAAGAGUGGACUUUAAGCAAGAACAAGAGAGCCUGAAGCAGGCAGACAGCGGCGAUGAGCAUGCCGAGACCAGAGAGACGGGCUGCCCCUGUGAGCCUCCCCGGAAGUGCCUCUCUGCCGAGAGCGAGGAUGACUACGGGUCUCUGUUCUCCCGGUACAGCAGCACGCUGUAUGACGCAGCGAUGGAAGCUGUGACUCAGAGCCUUCUCUCCAGCCGGAACAUCAGCUCCAGGAAGAAAUCGCCAGCUUGGAAACACUUUUUUAUUUCUCCUCGGGAUAAUACUAAAGCAAUAUGUAUGUACUGUAUGAAAGAAUUCAGCAGGGGUAAAAAUGAGAAAGACUUAAGUACCAGCUGUCUCAUGAGGCACGUGAGGCGGGCACACCCCACCGUGCUCAUUCAAGAGAACGGGAGCAUCUCUGCUUCGUCCCCCUUUCCUUCUCCUCCACUCCUGCUUCCGCCACAGCCUGCAGAUGCAGGAGACCUCAGCACCAUACUCUCACCCAUCAAACUCGUCCAGAAAAUGGCACCUACCAUCCCAUCCCCUGAUCGGAUAACAGAGGAAUCUGUAUCUGUAGUUUCUUCUGAAGAAAUCUCCUCUGACAUGUCUGUUUCUGAGAAGCACAGCAGAGAAGAAGCCCUGGUGGGGUCAUCGCCCCACCUCCCUAUCCUCCAUUAUGACGAAACUGCAGAGAACAUAGCAGAGAAAAACCUUCCACUCCCCAAGAACACCUCGGGGUCCAGAAGAAGGUCUGCUGUCUGGAAGCACUUCUACCUGUCACCUCUGGACAGCUCCAAGGCCGUCUGUGUCCACUGCAUGAACGAGUUCAGCAGGGGGAAAAACGGGAAGGACCUGGGCACCAGCUGUCUCAUCAGGCACAUGUGGAGGGCACAUCGCUCCAUCGUGCUGCAGGAAAAUGGGGGCACUGGCAUCCCACCCCUGUAUUCUGCUCCUCCCACCCUGCUGCCUGCCCUGCUGCCAGAGGGGGAUCUGAGCUCUGUGUCAUCAUCUCCAGGAAAACUGGUCAGAGAGUUCCCUUCUGCCUCCUCCUCCCCUGAUCGGCUGGCUGAGGACCUGCCACCGCACUUGAACCCCGGAGAUGCCCUGAUGGAAGCUGUAUCAGUGUUGUCAUCCUCCGAUGAUAUUGGGGAGGCCUCUGUGUCCUCUCCUGAAAAGCAGCAGCCCCAUGGAUUGAGACCUAGAAUGUUUGAAUCUGGUGCUGUCUUCCAGCAGAAUAAAAAGGUCAUGAAAAGACUGAAGUCAGAAGUUUGGCAUCACUUUUCUUUGGCCCCCAUGGACAACCUCAAGGCAGUAUGCCGAUACUGCAGUUGUGUCAUCAGCCGGGGGAAGAAGGGAGACGUGGGCACAAGCUGUCUGAUGAGACACUUGUACAGACGCCACCCUGAAGUCGUCGGGAACCAGAAGGGCUUUCUAGGUGCAAGUUUGGCAAAUUCUCCAUAUGCCACUUUGGCUUCUGCAGAAAGUUCUUCCUCUAAAUUAACUGACUUGCCAACAAUGGCCACAAAAAAUAAUCAGGUUAUGUUUCCUGUUAAUAGCAAAAAGACCUCAAAGCUGUGGAAUCACUUCUCUGUUUGUUCUGCAGACUCCACUAAGGUUGUGUGCUUACACUGUGGCCGGACAAUAAGCAGAGGCAAGAAGCCCACCAACCUGGGUACCAGUUGUCUCCUAAGACACUUGCAGAGGUUCCACAGCAGCGUGCUGAAGACCAGCGUCUCAGAGACAGUGCGGCCCUCUUCCCCGGCCAUCCGUGUGCCGCUGAACACAGAAUUGUCAGGAGCUUCCUCUUUUGAUGACACCAAUGAGAAGUUUUAUGAUUCUCACCCAGUUGCCAAAAAAAUCACUAGUCUCAUAGCUGAAAUGAUCGCACUUGACCUUCAGCCAUAUUCCUUUGUAGACAAUGUUGGCUUUAACAGGCUGCUUGAAUACUUGAAACCUCAGUACUCCCUGCCCUCCCCAUCUUACUUCUCCAGGACGGCCAUCCCAGGUAUGUAUGAUAAUGUGAAACAAAUAAUUAUAUCACAUCUGAAGGAAGCUGAGAGUGGCGUGAUCCACUUCACUUCUGGAAUAUGGAUGAGCAACCAGACCCGAGAGUACCUGACCCUUACGGCUCACUGGGUCUCUUUUGAGUCGUCAGCCCGCCCCCAGUGUGGGGACCACCACUGCUCAGCCCUUUUAGAUGUAUCACAGGUUGACUGCGACUACAGCGGCAAUAGCAUUCAGAAGCAGCUAGAGUGCUGGUGGGAGGCCUGGGUGACUUCCAUUGGCCUUCAGAUUGGCAUCACAGUAACUGACAAUCCGAGUAUAGGAAAGACGCUGAAUGAAGGGGAGCACACGAGCGUGCAGUGCUUCAGCCACACAGUCAACCUGAUUGUGAAUGAGGCCAUCAAGAGCCAGAGGAUGGUGCAGAACUUACUGAGCAUUGCACGGAAGAUAUGUGAACGGGUACAUCGGUCACCCAAAGCAAAAGAGAAGCUAGCAGAGCUGCAGAAGGAAUACGAGUUGCCACAGCACCAUCUUAUCCAAGAUGUUCCAUCCAGAUGGAACACGUCAUUUCACAUGCUUGAACGACUCAUUGAACAAAAAAGGGCAAUUAAUGAGAUGUCAAUCGAGUGUAACUUCAGAGAACUGAUCAGUUGUGACCAGUGGGAGGUCAUGCAGUCUGUGUGUCACGCACUGAAGCCUUUUGAUGCUGCGAGUCAAGAGAUGAGCACCCACAUGUCCACACUAAGCCAGGUCAUCCCCAUGAUCCACAUCCUCAACAGGAAGAUCGAGAUGCUCUUUGAGGAGACGAUGGGCAUCGACACCAUGCUGAAGUCCUUGAAGGAAGCCAUGGUGAGCCGGCUGUCUGCCACCCUCCACGACCCUAGGUACAUCUUUGCUACACUGUUGGACCCUCGUUACAAAGCCUCCCUGUUUACAGAGGAGGAGGCGGAACAGUACAAGCAGGAUUUAAUCAGGGAACUAGAAAUAUUGAAUUCUACCUCAGAUGACACACCUGCCUCCAAUGGGUGUGAUGCAGGUUCCCCAUCGAAAGACUGCGCUGGAGAGGAGGACCUGUGGUCACUCAUGGCCAAGAUGAAGAAGAAAGGUCUAAGAGACAAGCUGCCUGAAGACAUGGUGCUUGCGUACUUGGAGGAGGAAGUGCUUGAACACAGCUGUGACCCACUCACCUACUGGAACCUGAAGAAGGCAUCCUGGCCAGGGCUGUCUACUUUGGCCGUCAGAUUUUUGGGCUGUCCCCCAAGUAUUGUCCCUUCAGAAAAGCUGUUCAACACACCCACUGAGAACAGUAGCUUUGGCCAGUCUAGGCUCCUGAUGGAACAUUUUGAAAAACUUAUCUUUUUAAAAGUGAAUCUUCCCUUAAUAUACUUUCAGUAUUGAAGCUCACGAUGGAGCCACCUGACUAAAGAUGUUGUUGCUUUGUAGGCAUUAGCAGUUGGUACCAGGGGCUGUGACUCUGCCCAGGGCCACGUGCGGCAUCAGCCAGGCACUCUCAGGGCCGCUCUCAGCUCUCACCGUGACGUCUGCAGGUGCCUUACUCCCACUCCUUCAGGCCAGGUAUCGCGGUGUGUUUUUUAAGACAUCCGCUAGAAAUAGCUUGUCUUGUCAACUAUGAAAUAUGAUGACUGGGUUUUAAUUCAUAACUGUAAAGUUUUUUUAAAGUUGGGGUUUAGUAAUUUGUUUUACUAGAAUGGCAGAAAAGAUGUAAAUAAUUUUAUUCUGUAGGCUUUUUACUCAAUUAUGUAAAAACCACAAAUCAGGUACUGUAUUUUAGUUAAACAUUGCUUUAAUUGCAACAAAACAGCUUUUGUGGCUGUCAGAUGAAAUCUGUAAAUAGGAGGUGGAGAUCAAGCCAUCACUGAGCAGUUUUUAACUGCAGGCUCUAAAGUGUGUCAAGGAGUAUAGGGAAUAUUCUGGAAGGUAACUGUUUACUACAACAGAGACGUGGCAUUUGAAAACAAAAGUAAACGUGGCUGUGUCAUGGACUGUUAGUUAUGUGGUGACUUGGUAAUGAGAAUUUCCCAUUUCAGGUUUUUGCAUUCAGGUUUCACACUUAACUCAGAGAGAUCUCAACUAUUUAUCAUGAGCUCCUUCAAAAUUUAAUCCAAGUCUGUAAAUUCCUGCUUAUUGUUUAGCCAGUGCAUAAUAGGACAUGUUUACAGCAGUUGGCCCACUGCUGAAUCUCCAUGCCUCUGAUUUAGUGUCUCUACGCUAGGAUGCUAUCUUAAAGAUGUGUGCACUGACCCCCUUGUUUGAUCAAAUUAUGUGUAAAGUUCUUUUUAGAAGAGAUGGCUUAUUAACAGGGAUGAAGCUCACUAUUACAGUUAUAAGAAUAGCCUUAGGUGUUUAGAUUUCUUUUUAUGAUAGGGAAGACUCAGCCAUCACUGGGGUAUUUUAGAACCCCAAGGAUUUCAGAAUGAAGUAUCAGUUGUCAGAUUCUUUUAACAAUUAUAUCUUCAGAGUUUUUGCUUUAUCUUAAACAAGGUUAAGUUUCUCAUUUCAACCCCAUUAAAUCAUCUGGGUGAGACAGAUCACUCAUUUACUUAUGACUCUUUAGAAAAGUUGUUUUGUUAAAAUACUGUACCUAUGCUUAAUCUAAAGUUUCAUCAACUGUUUUGGUGUAUUUAUAA
This is a messenger RNA of Otolemur garnettii (small-eared galago), 5446 nucleotides long. RefSeq names its product zinc finger BED-type containing 4 (gene ZBED4). Gene Ontology annotation, molecular function: protein dimerization activity; DNA binding. The record is from RefSeq and is a predicted model, not a curated record. The transcript has 2 exons. The coding region runs from base 687 to 4196 and encodes 1169 amino acids. NCBI's taxonomy places the organism in Eukaryota, Metazoa, Chordata, Mammalia, Primates, Galagidae.